This is a messenger RNA of Asparagus officinalis (garden asparagus), 2651 nucleotides long. RefSeq names its product receptor-like protein kinase FERONIA. NCBI's taxonomy places the organism in Eukaryota, Viridiplantae, Streptophyta, Magnoliopsida, Asparagales, Asparagaceae. Gene Ontology annotation, biological process: protein autophosphorylation. Gene Ontology annotation, molecular function: transmembrane receptor protein tyrosine kinase activity; ATP binding. The transcript has a single exon. The record is from RefSeq and is a predicted model, not a curated record. Bases 1 to 2460 code for a protein of 819 amino acids. Gene Ontology annotation, cellular component: plasmodesma; plasma membrane.
AUGUUCCCCAUCAUCGCCGCCGGAGUUCCCUUCACCACGUCCUCGGAUCUCAAACGACGGCGUCCCGUCCUCCUUCGUCUUCGUCGUCGGAGGAACCGUCUCGUGAAAUCGGACAAGAUCCGCAGCCUGGAGGAGAUCUACCUCCCGAAUCUCGACCCCGCCGAUGCCAUGUUUGCCGUCACUGCUGGUAACGUUACCCUUCUGAGCAACUUUAGUGCUUAUCAGACUGCUAAAGCUCUCAACUUCGCUUACCUUAUUAGAGAAUACUGUGUGAAUGUUUCGUCGACUGAGCUGAAACUUACUUUCACUCCUUCGAAGAAUUACUCGAAUGCGUAUGCUUUUAUUAAUGGGAUUGAGAUCUUGUCGAUCCCUGAUCUGUUUAGUGAUGGUUUGGGACAGCCGAAUUUGAUUAAUGGGGGGACCCCUCAGCCUUAUUCGAUUGCGCCGCAAUGGGCUCUUCAGACUGUUUAUAGGCUGAAUGUUGGUGGGCAGGCUAUUUCGCCUCCGGGUGAUUCGGGGUUGUUUAGGUCUUGGGAUGAUGAUUCUCCUUACAUUUUUGGAGCUGGGUUUGGUGUUACUUAUUCUGCUGACCCCAAUGUGACGAUUGAUUAUGAUGCGAAUUUGCCUGCCUAUAUUGCGCCGAAUAAUGUGUAUGGGACUGCGAGAUCGAUGGGUCGAACUGUAUCGGUGAAUAGAAACAGUAAUCUCACUUGGGUAAUGUCUGUGGAUGCUGGGUUCUACUACUUGGUGAGGCUACAUUUCUGUGAGAUUCAGUAUCCUAUGACGAAGCCGAACCAGAGGGUGUUUGAUAUUUUCGUUAACAAUCAAACUGCACAAGUGGGAGCCGAUGUAAUUCUGUGGAGUGGUGGAAUUGGGCAUCCUUAUUACGUCGAUUAUGUCGUGAUUACGACGGGGACAGGGAUGAUGGAUCUCUGGGUCGAUCUUCAGCCUGAUGACCAGACAAAGCCGGAGUAUCUUGAUGCAAUCUUGAAUGGAAUGGAGGUGUUCAAGAUUGAGAGUGAUGGCAAUCUUGCUGGGCCGAAUCCUGAGUAUCUACCUGAACCUGACCCUCAACCUGAUAAGGUUCUGGAUUCGAAGAAAGGGAAAUCUAAGAGUAAUGCCGGAGCGAUAGCUGGAGGAAUUGUUGGUGGUAUUGUUGCACUUGGGCUUGCAUAUUUCCUGGUGUUUAUUGUGUGCAAGAAGCAGAAGAGGAAGAGAGGGAAGGAUGCUAGCUCAAGCGACGGACCAUCGGGUUGGCUGCCAUUGUCUCUCUAUGGAAACUCUCACUCUGCAGGCUCUGCAAAGACUAACACGACUGGGAGCUAUGCCUCAUCGCUGCCCUCUAAUCUCUGCCGCCACUUUUCAUUUGCAGAGAUCGAAGCUGCCACCAAUGGCUUCGACGAAGCUCUUCUUCUCGGUGUUGGUGGGUUUGGCAAGGUCUACUGUGGCGAUAUUGAUGGUGGAUCGAUGAAAGUGGCUAUCAAGAGAGGAAACCCUAUGUCCGAUCAAGGAGUACAUGAGUUCCAAACCGAAAUUGAGAUGCUCUCGAAGCUCAGGCACAGACAUUUAGUUUCCCUAAUUGGUUACUGUGAAGAAAACCGAGAGAUGAUCUUAGUCUAUGACUACAUGGCUCACGGAACUCUCCGCGAACAUCUCUACAAGACUCAGAAACCUCCAAUGCCGUGGAGACAGCGUCUGGAGAUUUGUAUAGGCGCUGCUCGUGGCCUUCAUUAUCUCCACACAGGAGCCAAGCACACAAUCAUUCAUCGUGAUGUCAAGACCACCAACAUCCUCCUUGACGAGAAGUGGGUCGCUAAGGUUUCAGAUUUCGGGCUGUCAAAAACCGGCCCCACCCUCGACAACACCCACGUCAGCACUGUAGUUAAGGGCAGUUUUGGAUACCUCGACCCGGAAUACUUCCGUCGACAGCAGCUCACCGAGAAAUCUGACGUGUACUCCUUCGGCGUUGUUCUGUUCGAAGUCCUUUGUGCUCGGCCGGCGCUAAACCCAACUCUCCCCAAAGAGCAAGUGAGCUUGGCUGAAUGGGCAUUGCAUUGCCAGAAGAAGGGAAUACUCGACCAAAUCAUGGAUCCUUACCUCAAAGAGAAGAUUGCACCUCAGUGUUUCAAGAAAUUUGCCGAGACGGCAGAGAAAUGUGUGUCGGAUAACGGUAUUGAGCGUCCAUCGAUGGGCGACGUGUUGUGGAACCUGGAGUUUGCGCUGCAGCUGCAGGAGAGCGCGGAGGAGAGCGGAGCUGUUGUUGGAGAUGAAGGGGUUCCUUUGGUGAAAGGAGGGAAGAAGGAUGUGAUCGAUCCGUCGAUGGACCACUCGACGACCACCACGACGACCACGACGACGACAACAAUGAGUAUUGGAGGGAGGAGUUUGAACAGUGAGGAUUCUGAUGGGUUGACGCCCAGCGCGGUUUUCUCCCAGAUCAUGAACCCGAAAGGACGGUGAGAAAUUUGAUGCCGUGUUGGUUAUUGUUUUUACAGUUUUAGUCUUCGAAAAUAUUGGAAGAUUAAGGUAAAUUUGAGUACUUUAGCUAUUUAUUUUCUCUGUUUAUUCAGUUUGUUGAUGUAAUAUUUUUUAGAAUGGAAUUCGCUAUGAUCUUUUCAUUGAGUAUUGUUUGCGGUGUAUGUAUUGUAUCU